Molecule: messenger RNA, 117 nt
Organism: Enterospora canceri
Lineage: Eukaryota; Fungi; Microsporidia; Enterocytozoonidae
Source: the annotation of a GenBank genome assembly
AUGCUUUCACGUACAUCAAUCUGUUUCUCUCUGAUUCUGCAGUUCACUCUUUCAGCAACAUGUUCUUCUUGUCAAUAUCUGCUUUUAGUUCAUCAUGUGCAACAAGUGCCGUUCUGA